Histoplasma mississippiense is the source of this 2697-nucleotide messenger RNA. RefSeq lists its product as hypothetical. Lineage: Eukaryota; Fungi; Ascomycota; Eurotiomycetes; Onygenales; Ajellomycetaceae. The record is from RefSeq and is a predicted model, not a curated record. The transcript has 6 exons. The coding region runs from base 1 to 2697 and encodes 898 amino acids.
AUGGCCGCCACAGGGCUGCACGGCCGCGUCGUGCACUGUGCGGAAAACGAAUUCGCAAUCUUCAACCCUCCAAGCGGCUCCACUUGCGGAGAAUACCUCGAGAGAUAUCUUGAGGCGGGCGCACCGGGCCGUCUUGAAAACCCCAGUGCAUUAGAGGCAUGCAGGUACUGCCCGAUCCGAAAUGCGGACCAGUUCCUCUCGACUGUUGAGAUAUUUUGGACACAGCGCUGGCGCAAUUUUGGGCUUGGGUGGGCAUAUAUUACCUUUAAUGUAUUUGCGGCGGUCGUGUUGUAUUAUCUGCUGCGGCUCAUUUUGAACAUGUACUCCCCUGUUGGAGCUGGCCUCGAUAUCUGUGGGUCUGUUCUCGGCCGUUUUCUUCAAUCAACACCAUGGCCAACGCUUCUCAGUGUAGAUACUGUGGCCACCACUGGUGUUAGAAGGCGGGUCAAUUUUGUGUCCUGGUUUUUAACCAUGGCUAUAGCGCUGGUCGCGAUCACAUCUAUUGUCACGCCCUUGGGCCUGUAUGAGUCUAUCGAGCCGUCGGGUGACAAGGAGAAUACCCCAUUUCGAUAUAUUAAGGACACCUCAGCGUUUGGAUACGGGACACCACCACGCCCUGAUGGGUUUUUCUCCAGGUACUGCGGCACGACGUAUACAUGUCCGGGCUCUACUGUCGAGAGAAAAUGUGAGAAAAUCGGCCUCUUGGAAAACUGUACGUCGAACAUACAAACCGCCCUCCCCGAAAGCUUCAUCACUCCUUUUAGAGAUGGCGCCACCAAGUUUUCACCGUCUGUGUCAAGCAUCUUCGACAUCCAGUGGAGAACCUACAUAAACAAUGCAGAUGACCCAAGCAAAGGCAUUUUCGUGAAGCCCGCCUAUCGUUUCCGGGCCCACACGGUGCCUCAACAUCGUUACGAGUUCGGCAGCAGAUGGAACGAGGAUAUCUUGUUCAUCGAGCCGGAGACGCAAUGCGUGGAUUUGAAUUUUACACUGGACUUCGUACUGCCUCGCGACAUGUCGACUAGCGACCAAUAUGUGGAGGAUCUCAAAAUUGUUGACCAUGGUGGUUUCUCUGGACUCCGUGAUAACGCUGCUCCAAGCCUUGAGCGAAUAAGUUCGAACGGGCAGGUCGAUCUCAACCUGAAGGAUCGGGCAAUGAGUGCGGGGUGGUUCAAUAAUUUCUUGACAAUGGUGUUCUACAAUGUUAUAGACCCCGAUAUGCGCAACAUCAAGCGCCUGGACGUGUCCGAAGGAGACACUUUUCCACUGCCGUCAUUUUCUAAAAAUACCACAUUCCGUGUUGGGUAUGACGUUUUGCGCUCGAGUAUGGAGUUCGGAGAAUAUCUUAAUCUAACGGGAAAAUCGGGCAUGAACGGCACUAAAUGGAGUGAGAAUCCGUUUGAUAUCAGCAUGAGAAACUUUUCUUUUAUCACAAAUCUUUGUGCGGGUUCUACAUUCGACAGCCCGGCAAAUAUCAACGCCACUCUCGUAGGUUGCAGUCUCCUUUACGGCGCUGCAAACCGAAUUGACAAGGGCGGUUCCUCUCUCAUCGCAAACCCAGGCUCACGGUGGUCACUACCGGUCUACAGCUGCGCUUCUUCUGUGAAAGCAUUAGUCAAAGAAGUCACCUUCCAUUUCAACGGCACAACCUUCGAAGCGCUAGAAGUAAACUCCACAAAGCCCAAAAUCUAUGUAGACCAGGAAUCCAAACCCCUUUGGGCUGUGGAGGACCUCAAAGAAAUUCCCAUUUCAAAUGGAAAACCACUCUGGGGGAUCCUCGGCCCUUCAAAGUCGACAGGGGAUAUUAAAUUUCCCUCCAAUAUUUCCACCAAGUCCCACGAACACCUUUUCCUCCCAGGUUACAUGGACGAUUACACAAUCCUCCUAGAAGGCAGCAGAGGCGUAUCAGACGCUGCGCAGAACCUUCCCGGCACUGAAUUCUACACUCAGGCUAUGCUCACCGCGCUCACAAUCACUCGGCCCGGCGGGAAUCGCGGAUAUGUGGACUAUUCGGGCUUUACAAGCUUAGCUCUAUUUGCCAAAUGGCAAAACCUGUCUAAAACGCCAGAGGGUGCCGCUAGAAUCCUCGAUUUGGUGUGGACAGACUCGGCAGCCAACGCGGUCAUGGGCACGAAGGGUUGGGGCGUGACCAGUUUCUCUGCAACAGCAUAUCAGCAACGGCAGAGGGGAAAGCCGCAAGAUGCGAAUGUUAGAUAUAAAAAGCGUGAGACGGCCAUAACAGACCCAGCGGAACAAAUAGUGCCCGUUAUGCCUUUUAAGAAAUACAUCCGUUAUAAAAUCCCUUUCGCGGUGCCCGCAUUUAUUAUACUGACCGUCACCCUCGCGACGAUCAUUGCACUUACAGUUCUGUGUGCUAUGGGCCGGACAGGGUCAAAGCGGAUGCGAACAUUUCUAGAAGCCUCUUCGACUGGCAGGAUUGUCGGGACUCUUGUGGCGGUGGAGGGCGAAGAAAAUAUAGCCAUGGGAACAAAGGAGUGGGUUAAGAGUGUAGGCAGGAAAGUUGUAAAAAUUACAAAGAAGGGCAUUAGUUUGGAGGGAGAGGGGCAGAAGGAAAGCGAUGAUGAGGCAAUUGUUGAAGAUGAGCCAAUCGUUGGUGAUGAGGCAACUGCUCAAAAUGAUGAGCUCGAGGAUGCAGAAGACGAUGAGCGGACGCAGAUGGUGGGACAAAGUUCUUAG